GCCCCAGGAGGAGCGUGAACGCGCCUGUGUGAGUGGCCGCACUGAUUAGCAAGCCAGAGAGGAGUUUACAGCGACCGUCACCGAGCUGCGAAGGACUGCGUUUUUAAUUACAUCUGAACAGCUAACACGCUCGGAUAAAAAAAAAUGCGCAACUCUUCAGCACGGACUUGAAUUUCGAGGAGUUGUUCGGAGGUGAGCGGCGGGAGAGAGAGAGAGAAGAAGAAGAAAACAUUUAUUCAGUGGGAAUGCAGGGAAUUAAAUAGAGACUUAAGCAUUUUGUGUGGCUACAAGUGCUGCAGCACAUCCUGAGAAGAAGAGAAAGCUCCGGCUAUAACUUGAGCUCCACUUAUUAUUUACUUCAGCCUUCACGUCUGGAGUUGUAAUGUCUUGAAUCGGUUGCCCCACCAGCCCAGUGAAGGACGUGCCAGUGCCAGGCCGCUGCUAAUGGGAACUCCUGCUCCGCCAUGAGUGCUCGUGAUGGCGUUGGUGGCGUCGGUGGCAUGGGCACCCUCGGUCGGCGGCAGCGCUUUGAGAACUCAGAGUUCACUGUCCGCAUCUACCCAGGCGCCCUGGCUGAGGGCACCAUCUACUGCCCGAUCAGCGCUCGCAAGACCACCACAGCCGCUGAGGCCAUCGAACGCGUCAUCGACCGCCUGCAGCUGGACCGCACCAAGUGUUACGUUCUGGCUGAGGUGAAGGAGUUCGGUGGAGAAGAAUGGAUCCUGAACCCCAGCGACUGCCCCGUGCAGAGGAUGAUGCUCUGGCCCCGCGUGGCACUGGAGCACCGCCCCCUGUCCGGCGGCGAGGAUUACCGCUUCCUCCUGCGACUGAAGAACCUGGAUGGUUCCAUUCACUAUGGUGGCAGCCUCCAGAUGUGGCUACAGGUCACAGAGGAGCGCAGGCGCAUGGUGGAGCGCGGACUGCUUCCGCAGCCUGAAUCUCAGGGCGACCACGCAGAUCUGUGCCACCUACCAGAGCUCAAUGAGCGCUCGCUGCUGGACAACCUGCGCUCACGCUUCCGCCACGAAAAGAUCUACACCUAUGUCGGAAGCAUCCUCAUCGUCAUUAACCCCUUCAAGUUCCUGCCCAUAUACAAUCCCAAGUAUGUGAAGAUGUAUGAUAAUCAUACACUGGGAGACUUGGAGCCACAUAUUUACGCAGUGGCGGAUGUUGCUUACCACGCCAUGCUGCAGAGACAAAGUAAUCAAUGCAUUGUUAUAUCCGGGGAGAGUGGCUCUGGGAAAACGCAAAGCACAAACUUUCUCAUUCAUCAUCUGACCGCUCUCAGCCAGAAAGGUUUCGCCAGUGGAGUGGAGCAGAUAAUCUUGGGGGCAGGGCCUGUACUAGAGGCAUUUGGGAACGCAAAGACAGCCCACAAUAACAACUCAAGUCGCUUUGGCAAGUUCAUUCAGGUGAACUACCAGGAGAGCGGCACUGUGAGAGGAGCAUAUGUGGAGAAGUACCUCCUGGAGAAGUCGAGGCUGGUCUAUCAGGAGCACAAUGAGCGAAACUACCAUGUCUUUUACUACCUGCUGGCAGGAGCGAGUGAAGAAGAGAGGACGGCCUUUCACCUCUUGAAGCCUGAAGAAUACCAUUACCUCAGUCAGAUGACAAAGAGAACCCACCGACUGCACUGGGACAGUUACUGUGAGAGUGAACCGGACUGCUUCACGGUUGAAGGAGAGGACCUGAAGCAUGACUUUGAGAGGCUUCAGCUAGGGAUGGAGAUGGUGGGCUUUCUUCCUGCCACGCGCAAACAGAUCUUCUCCCUGCUGUCAGCCAUCCUCCACCUGGGCAACAUCCGCUACAAGAGGAAAACGUACAGGGACGACUCCAUCGACAUCUGUAACCCGGAGGUGCUGCCUGUCGUCUCAGAACUGCUGGAGGUCAAAGAAGAGAUGCUGUUUGAAGCUCUGACAACACGGAAGACAGUUACUGUGGGAGAGAAGCUGAUCGUUCCUUACAAGCUUGCAGAGGCUGGUACGGUGCGAGACUCCAUGGCGAAGUCGCUAUACAGCGCUCUGUUUGACUGGAUCGUCUUCAGGAUCAACCACGCUCUGCUCAACAUCAAGGACCUUGAGGAGACAACCAAGAUCUUGUCCAUUGGAGUGCUGGACAUUUUUGGUUUUGAGGACUAUGAGAACAACAGCUUCGAACAGUUCUGCAUCAACUUCGCCAACGAACGUCUCCAGCAUUACUUCAACCAGCACAUCUUCAAGCUUGAACAAGAGGAAUAUAGGGCAGAGGGCAUCAGCUGGCGAAACAUCGACUACAUCGACAACACAGGCUGCAUCAACCUGAUCAGCAAGAAGCCCACAGCGUUGUUCCACCUCCUGGAUGAAGAGUGCAACUUCCCUCAAGCCACCAACCAGACUUUGUUGGAUAAGUUCAAGCGGCAACAUGAGGGAAACAGCUACAUCGAGUUCCCCGCUGUCAUGGAGCCCGCCUUCAUUAUCCGACACUAUGCUGGCAAGGUCAAGUACGGUGUCAAGGACUUCAGGGAGAAGAAUACAGACCACAUGCGCCCGGACAUUGUGGCUCUGUUGAAGAGCAGUAAGAACGCCUUCAUCUGCGGGCUGAUCGGCAUCGACCCAUCAGCCACCUUCCGCUGGGCGGUACUCCGAGCCUACUUCAGGGCCCUGGUGGCUUUCAGAGAGGCUGGGAAGAGACACACGCAGAAGAAGACUGGGCAUGAUGACGCUGCUCCCUGUGCAGUUUUGAAAAGUGUGGAUAGUUUUAGCUUUCUGCAGCACCCUGUGCAUCAGAGAAGCUUAGAGAUCCUGCAGAGAUGCAAAGAGGAGAAGUACACUCCAGAUGAGAGUGAAAAUGUUGUACAAAGUGAUGAAAGUGAAAACGGUGUGACCAGAAAGAGUCCACGUACACCGCUGUCAGACCUUCAGGGGAGCAACACCAUCAAUGAGAAAUCACCACGGGGUUCUCCGGGCCUCGGCUGGAAUGGGCGCGUUGGUCGACAGAGCCGCUUAUCUUCCAGCAGCUCCACUACCACAGAAGAAGACGGCAUCUUUGUCAACUCUGCCAGCAGCAAGCUUCUGGAGAGAGCCCACGACAUCCUUAUGAGGAACAAAAACUACAAAUCUAAGCCCAUUCUUCCGAAGCACUUACUUAAUGUCAAGUCACUGAAGUACCUCAGCAACUUGACGCUUCACGACCGCAUCACAAAGUCACUGCUUCACCUCCACAAGAAGAAGAAACCACCCAGUAUCAGCGCACAGUUCCAGGCCUCUCUCAAUAAGCUAAUGGAGACCCUGGGUCAGUCUGAGCCUUAUUUUGUCAAGUGCAUCCGUUCCAAUGCAGAGAAGCUGCCCUUACGGUUUAACGAUAACCUGGUGCUGAGGCAGCUGCGUUACACUGGUAUGCUGGAGACUGUGCGCAUCCGGCAAUCAGGCUACAACAUCAAGUACAGCUUCGAGGAUUUCGUCCAUCACUUCUGCGUGCUGCUCCCAGAGAGCACCAGCGCUACCAGAGAAGGCAUCCAGCAGUGUCUGGACCAGCUGGACCUGGCACCAGAUGGUUACCAAGUUGGCAAGACAAUGGUGUUUUUGCGGGAGGGUGAGCGUCAGCAGCUGCAGGCCUUACUCCACAGUGAAGUUCUCAGGCUCAUCGUCAUGCUGCAGCGGCGAUUCAGAGCCCGGCUGGAGAGGAAGCAGUUUGUCAGGAUGAGAGAGGCAGCGAUCUGCAUCCAGAAAUUUUGGCGUUUGUACCGGCCCACAGAAGAGGAGGAGGAGGACGAUUAUGACCCUAAUGUCCAGGAGGUGGCAGCUGUGUGUCUGCAGACACACUGGCGGGGUUACAGGGAACGUCAGAGGUUGAAGAUGUGGAGGGAGGCUGCCCUGGUGCUACAGAGGGCAUGGAGGUCGUGGCUCUAUCGGCGCUGUACGGCAGCUUUGGUUAUUCAGGCGGCCUGGCGCUGUCAUCGAGCACGAGAAGCCUACUUACGUCUGUAUGCCGCUGUGGUACAACUACAGGCGUUAAGCAGAGGCUACCUCGCCAGGCAGAGCUUCAGAAAACUGAGAGAACAGAAGCUGAGGGAGAAGAAGGAGCAACAGGAGCAGCUGCUUCAGCUACAGAAUGGCCAGGUGAGCCUCUCGCCAGAAGACGAAGAGGAGCCACCUGAGAGGAUCAUGGGAUUGGACCUCAGCACGUGGGAGGACCGUUCCUAUGAGGAACGGGAAAGGACUCUCCAAAUCCUCAGCAGCCUUGAUGGAGCAGUUAAGGAGGAAGGUGAAGGAAGAGAACAUACCAGGGCGAACGAGAGCUCACCUAAAGAAUACUCUGAAACACCUGCCUCAUUCCCGACAUCCACAGUGGUGGUGCGAGAGAAGAUCAGAACUGUAGACGAGCCCGGCCAGAAAACCACUCGAGCCAAGAGAGAGAGCCGACGGAUGAGAGAGCUGGAGCAGGCCAAGUUCAGCCUGGAGCUCCUCAAGGUCCGGGCAACCAGCGGUGGAGCCUCGUCCCCCUCAGAGGAAAGACGCUGGUCUGUUGAGCUGGUGCCCCCCACCACUCCACCUCUGCGUUCACCCCAGGGCACGCCUGACAGCCAGAGCUCCAAAGGCAGCUUUGAGCUUCUCAGUAUAGAUGACGAGCCUCCCAAGGCUAUAGAAGAAGUGACGGACAGUGAGGAUCUCUGCUCCCCUGUUGUCUCAGUAUCUCCAGCACCAGAGCCAAGUGAGGAGAUCAUCUCAACAAGCCCGAAGCCAGAUGAACUGAACAGGACAGAGGUUUUUGAUGCUGUUGCCCACCCUGGUGACCAGGACCAGCCAAAAAUUGAUCUGGCAGCCCCCUCUACUACACAUCCGCCCAAAAUCGAGAACUACCUCCCUACCUUUUACGUCCCUACUAGUGAGACCACCACGGUCAUCUCACGUCGUCCUGCUGAAGAGCCUCAACAAAACACGGAGGCAGCCGUCUCUACAACCACCACAUCCACCACCACUGUUAUCCAACCUCUCAAAGAAAGGCGAGAGUCAACACGUCGACCAGUGGUGGUGGUUAUAAGCAUGCAGAAAGAAACCCCGCUAAGUGAAGAGCUGAGCGGUAUGGUCCGUCCCCCUGUAGAGGUUCGAGAUUCGGCAGCCCAGACAGGGGAGUUGACACCAUCACCACUGAAACCAGGCCCAGCUCCUGCGCCUCAAGGUCCUGUCCCUGUUUCCACUGCUGUCGCUCAGGCUGACCAGACUGUCAUAGAGAAGCUGGUACGACUGAAUGAGGAGAAGGAGGAGAGGCAGCGUAAUCAACAACAGCAGAAUGAGAAGGAGAUGAUGGAGCAGAUAAGACAACAGAAAGAGGUGCUGGAGCGCCAGCGCCUUUUCUUCGCUCAGUACGAGAGAGACAUGUUUGAGAAACAAAGGGGAGAAGCUCUGCAGAGGAUACAACAGAGCCGACAGGGGGGACAAGAUGUUGGUGGAACCGCCACAUCCGGCAAGCCGCUCAGACCCAGCUCUCUGCUGAUUGAGAGGACAGCAGGGCUAGCUCCUUACGGCAGAACCCGAUCAGACUCCGAUGCCCCAUCAGUGCAUUCUCCUGCAGGGGCGGACAUCCAGGGCAGCGCCCCUCAUCCCCAGCUGCCUCCUCCACCUGCUUCUGUUCCCAGAGAAAGACGCAAGGAGAGCAGGCCUGUUGCUGAGGGCUGGGCACCCAAACUCACCCUGGAGUCCAAAGAUGGAGGAGGGACCAGAGUGAGAGCAGCCACCAAGAAGGCUCAAAGUAAUCAGGGCACCACAGUUAGCAUGACGGACAAGCCAGGCAACAUCUUCUACUCUCCAAAGGACAAAGUGACAUUUACAAAGUUUGACAGUGAUGCUGUUGCUAAAGAGACGCCUGUAGCCAUUCCCAGAGAGGGACCCACACCGGUUUCCAAGCCUUCUAAAGGAACAAAAGCACGGGAUGUUGGCAGAGCGGGCCAAAAAAAGAAAGCCAGAAUGGCACGGACCCGCUCCGACUUCCUCACCCGCGCCCCCAGCCUUUCAGUUGGGGGCGAUUCAGAUGAGGAUGACUAUGAGGGUGACAGUCCCGUCAGCCCCCGACAUUACACUCUACCCCUCUCCAAACAGAGCUCCACGGAGGCAGGCUUAGGACAGUCCUGUUUCAGUGACUCAGACAUGCCUACAAGCUCUCAAGAGGAGAAGAAGAUACACAAAGCUAUGUCGUCAGGAGAUUUAGGAAAAGUGGACACGCUGCGCAAGAGCUCACAGGAUGGAAGGGUUCGUGGUAAGAUGCGCUUCUGGGGCAAGACCAAGUAUGGUGAUAAGAAGACAUCCAGAGAAAAGCUGAUUUGUGGUGCUGAUUCCUUAGAUGGAGACUAUGGAGACACUGGGCCAUUACUGGGAGAGGGUCAGGAAAACAUGUCGCCUCCCUGCAGUCCCGAUCUGACGUUGGAUCGAGGGUUCAGAGACUUGAAAGAGAACAAGGAGCCUUCUCCCAAGGUGAAGCGAAGGCGCAGUGUUAAGAUCAGCAGCGUGGCUCUAGAACCGGCUCAGUGGCAGAACGACGCGCUGCAGAUCCUCACCUGCACCAACGACUACAGGAGCAUGAACGACUUCCUUAUGAAGAAGAUCAAUGACUUGGACACAGAGGACAGUAAGAAGGACACCAUGGUGGACGUCGUAUUUAAAAAGGCUUUGAAGGAAUUCCGUCUAAACAUUUUCAACUCCUACUCCACAGCGCUGGCGAUGGACGACGGUAAGAGCAUCCGCUACAAAGACCUCUAUGCUCUGUUUGAGCACAUCCUGGAGAAAACCAUGCGCCAGGAGCAGAGGGACUGGAGCGAAUCUCCUGUCAAAGUUUGGGUCAACACCUUUAAGGUCUUCCUGGAUGAGUUCAUGACUGAAUACAAACCUAUGGACGGCACACUCACCAAGCAAGUACCUAAACCUGAACGCAAAAAACGAAGGAAAAAAGACACAGACAUUGUGGAGGAGCAUAAUGGCCACAUCUUCAAGUCCACCCAGUACAGCAUCCCCACGUACUGUGAAUACUGCUCAUCGCUCAUCUGGAUGAUGGACCGUGCCUGUGUGUGCAAAUUGUGCCGGUACGCCUGCCACAGAAAGUGCUGCCAGAAGAUGACCACUAAAUGCAGUAAGAAGUUUGACCCGGAGCUUUCCUCCAGACAAUUUGGAGUGGAAGUUUCUCGUCUGACAAAUGACGAGAGGACGGUGCCCCUGUUUGUGGAGAAACUUAUCAACUACAUUGAGAUGCAUGGCCUCUACACUGAGGGGAUCUACCGGAAAUCUGGCUCCACCAAUAAAAUCAAAGAACUCAAGCAGGGACUCGACACAGAUGUGGACAGCAUGAAUCUGGAUGACUACAACAUCCAUGUCAUCGCCAGUGUUUUCAAGCAGUGGCUGAGAGACCUGCCUAAUCCUCUGAUGACAUUUGAGCUGUAUGAGGAGUUUAUACGUGCCAUGGGUUUGCAGGAUAAAAAGGAAAUGAUCAGAGGGGUAUAUUCAGUUAUUGACCAGCUAAGCAGAACUCACCUGAACACCCUGGAACGACUCAUAUUUCAUCUUGUCAGGAUUGCCUUGCAAGAGGACACAAACCGUAUGUCAGCUAACGCCUUGGCUAUAGUGUUUGCUCCCUGUAUCCUGCGCUGUCCUGACAGUAUCGAUCCACUGCAGAGCGUCCAGGACAUUAGCAAAACCACAGCGUGUGUAGAACUUAUCAUUUGUGAACAGAUGAAUAAGUACAAAGUACGACUAAAGGACAUCAAUACCCUGGAGUUUGCUGAGAAUAAGGCCAAGUGCAGACUGACCCUCAUCCGACGGUCGAUGGGAAAGGGCCAUGUACAGCGACUAAGCUACCACACACCCUCGCCUCCAGUCAGUCCACGGCUACCCCCUGUGACAGACGCUGUGAUAGAAGAGAGUGGGGGUGAAGAGGGAGCGGACUCGUUUUCCGAAAUCUCAGAGCAUCAGCAAGCAGCCAUGCAGCAGGAAGAGAGAGUGUUGACAGAGCAAAUUGAAAGCCUGCAGAAAGAGAAAGAGGAGUUGACUUUCGAGAUGCUGACUCUGGAGCCACGAGCAUCAGAUGAUGAGACUCUGGAGUCAGAGGCCUCUAUCGGUACAGCUGAUAGCUCUGAAAACCUCAAUGUGGACUCUGAGGGAACCAUAUCUGACUUCUGUGAAAGAGGUCCGGUAUUGACUUCCCCCUGGCCUCGGAGAUCUGACGGGAAGAGCCCCCGACACCGCGCUCUCAGACGGCAGCCUGACUCCCUUGACUCUGUGGACUCUUGCUCCACCGUUUCAUCCUACUCCUCCUCAUCACACUUUAACGCAUCGUCGUCCUCUUCCUCCGCCACCACCCGGCGCUUUCGAUUCCACUCCAAAUCUCCCUCCUUAGGCUCAGGACCGGCCCAGGCUCAGGCCGCGAACGCCUCACAAGCCUCUCGCUCAGACUGCAUAGACAGUAGCCCUACAGUAGAGCCGGAAGGCGCUUAUGACGAAAGGCCCCAGUUUACCAGCCGAGGCACCUUCAAUCCAGAGAAAGGCAAACAGAAACUUAAAGGGGCCAAGCAUUCAACCCUGAGGCACACCAGAGAAGGCGGUGGACACAGCAGGGACCCACCAGACCUACCGCAGCAGCUGGUAUUGUAUGGCAGUAAUGAAUUCAUGGUAUGAAGGACACUGGGACACCAAAGCACUCCCUAUUCAACUCCCUGGCAGGCAUGUUCUCCAUGGGAGGUAACACGAUGGUCACUCCUCAAAGCACUCUUGCUUAGCCUUUCUUUGUUGAAAUCUGCAGAGAAUUGUCCCCAAGUGCCGUGUACAGUGUUUCCACCUCCAGAGGGGGGAAGAUGUUUGGCAGAGGGACAGGAAUGAGUGGAAGGGCUCCUCUUCUGUGGACUAAACUGUCACCCAAGCUCUCACAGUGCCUUGGCAGCUCUUUACUCAGCGCCAAGAGGAGACACAGUGAGCAGGAGGACAGAGUAAAGGGAAUGUUGGAAUAAGCGAAUGACCACUCAGCAUCAGGGAAUGUUACGGAGCUGGAAAGCUGAAGCAGUGUACCACAGUAAAUAAGAAGAAACCAGGCAACAUCAGGAGUCGCUGAUGUUGUAGUGAACUUAUAGCUCACAAUUAUUAGCUGCUUAAUGAGUUUACAGUUCAUAACAAUCAGUGUAAACAGUGGUUGCUCUGUUAUUACAAAUGUAUUUUUCCCUUACAUUUAUUUAAUAAAUUUUAAUGUCACAGAAAUUCUUUAUAGCAUAUAAUAUACAGGUAUAAAUACUGUACAAAGCCGGAACACCAGCCUCUGCUGGGUAGUUGAAGUCAAAUAUUUAUCUUUUUUUUUUUUUUUUUUUUGAGUAUCUUGGACAGAGAUGUACGGAUUUGGGCAGUGGAUGAUUUAUGUGUGUGUGCAUGUGCCAAGCACUCAUGAGUGACUGUACAGUACGUAUGUGUGAGAACGAGAAAAAAAACCACUUCAUGUGUUUUUAAAGUUUGUGCUGCUUUUUCCCUCUACAAGGGAAAUACCGCCAUCAAAGGGACCAAGUCAGCUGGUGUGUAUUCCAGCCAAGGGGAUCCCAGCUCUGUAAAGAAUGUCGGAUGUGUAUAAAAUCCCUGCAUUCACUGCUUAACAGCCAUACAACAGUUGUAAUGUACAGUACAGUUCAUAUGUACAGUAUAGUGAACAAAAAUGCCAUUCUAUUCUUAAAAUCUAUUGUUGCCCCCCCACUCCCAAAUCCUUCUCCACCUCCUGUCUCUGAAGUGUUUGCUCAAUAGCAACCAAGCAAGAACAUAAAACCA
Messenger RNA from Thunnus maccoyii (southern bluefin tuna), 9761 nucleotides. It is a transcript of the gene myo9aa, whose product is annotated as myosin IXAa. The record is from RefSeq and is a predicted model, not a curated record. The transcript has 44 exons. NCBI's taxonomy places the organism in Eukaryota, Metazoa, Chordata, Actinopteri, Scombriformes, Scombridae. Gene Ontology annotation, biological process: intracellular signal transduction. Bases 465 to 8636 code for a protein of 2723 amino acids. Gene Ontology annotation, molecular function: GTPase activator activity; protein binding; microfilament motor activity. Gene Ontology annotation, cellular component: myosin complex.